This is a messenger RNA of Aspergillus uvarum CBS 121591, 716 nucleotides long. Its product is annotated as RidA family protein. Lineage: Eukaryota; Fungi; Ascomycota; Eurotiomycetes; Eurotiales; Aspergillaceae. Gene Ontology annotation, cellular component: cytosol; mitochondrion. The record is from RefSeq and is a predicted model, not a curated record. Gene Ontology annotation, molecular function: deaminase activity. The coding region runs from base 239 to 634 and encodes 131 amino acids. The transcript is spliced from 2 exons.
CGACAGACAGAAUUAUUGCAUUUGUAGCCAAUUGUAGCCAAGAAAAACGAGUCCGAUAACCGGCGGGAGGCUGCUAGUUGAAAUGCAGUUUCACAAACAGGUCCUAAGUUCAUUUAUGACAUUUAUAUAUAUUAGUACUCUGCUUGUUGCGCUCGACACUUUCAAAGCUCUCCUUUUUAUUUUGAAGGCCUUACCGGGUUCUCAUUGACCCCUAUUUCCCUAUUCACUCCUUGACAAGAUGUCGUACCGUGAACCCGUUUACACUUCAGAAGCCUGCGCGCCGCUCCCACAAUUCUCCCAAGCUAUCAAAUAUAAUGGCCUUGUGUAUUGCAGUGGGACUGUCGGAACUGAUCCUGUGACAGACGAACUGGUUCCUGGAACGGUUACCAAUCGUGCACGUAUGGCGUUACGAAAUUUGCAAGCGGUCCUUGAAGCUGCCGGCAGCAGCUUGGAUCGUGUGGUCAAAGCCAACGUCUUUUUAACCGACAUGAACGAUUUUGAGCGACUCAAUAUCGCCUGGGACGAGUUUUUUCCGGUUGACCCCAAACCUUGUCGGACUUGCGUGGCUGUACAUCAGCUACCCCUCAAUACCGACGUCGAGAUUGAAAUGAUAGCAAGCUACGGUGAGAACUGAGAUAUUGAUACUGCAUUCCGGUCCUUGACUACACGCUGUCACUUUGUUUCGUGACAGUGUUGAAUGUACUGUUAUAGCCAGG